This is a messenger RNA of Penicillium pulvis, 4233 nucleotides long. RefSeq names its product Mtc5p. Bases 1 to 4233 code for a protein of 1410 amino acids. Lineage: Eukaryota; Fungi; Ascomycota; Eurotiomycetes; Eurotiales; Aspergillaceae. The record is from RefSeq and is a predicted model, not a curated record. Gene Ontology annotation, molecular function: protein binding. The transcript has 2 exons.
AUGUCGAGCUCCAUGGAGCCGCGGCCGCUCACGUCGGCCUUCGAGAGCCCGACCUUCGAUGAGGACAGCUCAUUCCAUGUGGAACAGCCGGUCGGGUCUAUGUCCAUUUCCCCAUGUGGGCGAGAUGUGGUACUUGCCUCCAAGGAAGGUCUGCAUGUCAUUGACCUGGACUCACCGUAUUCUCCACCCCGUUAUCUGCCUCACCAUACACCAUGGGAGGUCGCCGAUGUGCAGUGGUCGCCUUUUGCCUCCCGCGACUAUUGGGUGGUAAGUACAUCUAACCAAAAAGCUUUGGUGUGGAAUUUGGCCAUGAAGACAUGGCAGAACUCCAUUGAAUUUGUACUGCACGCACAUUCGCGCGCGAUCACAGACAUAAAUUUCUCGGCAUUUCAUCCUGACAUUCUCGCUACCUGUGCCGUCGACAGCUUCGUUCAUUGUUGGGAUCUUCGCACACCGUCCCGUCCGGUGAUAUCCUUUUCGGAUUGGUUUACCGGCGCUACUCAGGUGAAAUGGAAUCGCCAAGAUCCCCAUGUGAUUGCUAGUUCUCAUGAUCGCUUUCUUCGUAUCUGGGAUGAUCGCAUGGGUGCGUACCCGAUCCGAUCUAUCGAAGCUCAUGACACAAAGAUCUAUGGUGUGGAUUGGAAUCGUGUCCGGCGGGGUGCUUUAACGACAUGCUCCCUUGAUAAAACUAUCAAGUUUUGGGACUAUACCUCGGAAACAGAUGAACCCGAGAAGCUGAUCCGCACUCCAUUCCCUGUAUGGCGCGCCAGAAACACUCCAUUUGGAUGGGGUGUGACUGCUAUGCCGCAGAGGGGGAACAGCGAUCUUCAUCUUUAUAGUCGGCGAGCCGGCGAAGGCAGCAGUCCCGACGAUGACUUGCCUUUAGUGCACAGCUUUCCAGGUCAUAAAGGUCAGGUGAAAGAAUUUCUAUGGAGGCCCCGCGGCGGGGUGGUGGAUGGAAUUGACCACCGAGAAUUUCAGCUGGUCACAUGGGGCACAGACCGAGAGCUGCGUCUACACCGUGUCAAUCAGGAAAUCUUUGAGCGCGUUGGAUAUGAAAAGGGCAAAUCAUACAUCUCUACUCGAAAUGUGACUCGCCUAGGCGCAGUCUAUCGAAGUUUCAGAGAUGUCAAUUCGGAUCUAGACCUGGAAGAUGUAGACUCAGCAUCUUCGAUCCAACACAACACGACCACACAAUUUGCUGGGGGACCUGGAAUGAAUGCCAUUUCAGUCCCACAUGCUCGCGCCUGGACAAAGGGUGCCCAUGUCGAUGCUCGCAUGGGUAUGCAGCCACGAUCAAAUCUCAGGGCAGACACAAAUCCCAUUGCUUGGAUGCGUGGUGUGAAAAUCUCAGGUUGGGAUAUCGAGACUCUGGGAGACGAGAUCAGCCACGUAGGAGACAUGUUUACAAAGGUUGUCUUCGAAUCAGUUGAUGUUCGCCAGAGAAAGAUCACCAUAUCGCUGAACGGACCAUGGGGUGCAAAUGGGGAUAGCCUUUUUCUUAAAGUGGAUAUAAAAUUCCCGGUCAGCUAUCCGAAGACCGCCAUUCCAACCUUCAAUUGUCAAAAAACUGCGGCUGUUACCGAUGAAUUAUCUGGCAAGAUCACAGCUGAAUUGCGAACAAUUGCUGAAACAUACAUGUCUCGGAAACGAGGUUGCCUGGAAGGUGCUGUGCGCUAUCUUCUGGGCGAGAGUUCACUGGAGGAGAGUGUAGCAUUGGUCCUGGGUGAAACAACUGACACGAUUAAAUCUCCGAUCAACGGAGAAUUGGAAGGCGAAUCCAGCGACGAAGACGAAGUCGGUAUGACACAAAGUCAGGAGCUGGGAAUGAGCUCUGAGCUGCUCCGCCCAGUGAAUGCCAAUGUUAUGGUCCCAGUAGCAAAAGGAUGCGGUGCGCUGUGGGCAAACGAUGGCCGCCUGAUCUGCUUUUUCCCUGCUAAGAAGGACAAAUCCAUCGCUCUGUUUGACAAUCUUGGGUUCAAAGAGAUGAGCAGAUUGUCACGGACAGACAAAGUUUUUGAAGGGUUCGGGCGCCUGCAGACUAGCUCCCCGGGACCACGUAUGACCGGUACAAUCACAAGCACGGCCGAUGGUGCAUCCGAUGACUCCGAUGAUUCAUACUCCGAGACCUCGAGCUCGUCAGGCUCUUCUGAUAUUCUGUCUGGACUACCUGUGACUCGUUUCCAGCCACCACAGACUUGGCGCAGUGCCGGUAGUAUGGGGAUUUACCGGCCUCGAUCUACGGAUAAUUCGCAGCGAUCCAUUGGUGGUGCCAUGACAAGCAAAUCCGCCGAUUCAACUCAAAAUGUAGUUUCUAUUCAUGACUUCAGCGAUCUGUUACCCGUCAAACGGGAAUUGGCCAGCAAGUAUCGCAUUUGCGGCGAAGGGACAGUUGUAUGCGCUCAUAAUGCUGCAGUUGCCCUGGAUGCUGGAUAUUACGAACUGGCUCAAAUAUGGGGUCUGAUCAAGCUGAUCUUGCACAUCCAGCGAAAACCGGUGUCUCCUAUAGAGACCAAGCUGGGGACAAGACGGGCAUUAAGAAAAGAACGCCUCGAUAUUAGCCAAAGCCUGGGCAAAAACGCAAUUUACAAAGAUGUUGCUAAUAGUGUUAUUCGAUGGGGUGAUCACCCCUUGGGUAGCCACUGGCUUGUCUCCGCCCUAUUCGAUCAUUUUGAGCGUAUCGGCGACGUGCAAAUGGUCGCUAUGCUCUCUUGUGUCCUCUUUGAACCCAACAAGGAAGGACGCUCAGAAAAAGUGAAAGGAACGCACCCCGAACAACAGGAUUUCUCCUUGGACUUUGGGUCUGUGACCUCGACUGUACAGAACAAAUCACUGGCCACUACCCCGGCUUCAUCCGUCCCAAAAGAGCCCCAAGCCAUACCGCCCCACACGUCAGCAAGGUCAUCGAGCGAGCUUUGGCGUGUUGACUCCACACCCCCUUAUUCUACCGGCACUACACCCCCUUACCUAUCCCGCCCACGCGGCAUAGCCGCUAAUCGGAAAGCACAGAGUCAAAAUGUAUCCAUUGCGGCUUCGCCUGAUCAGCAGUCUCAUCCACGAAGUGGGUCCGGGUUUGGCUCGGUCCUAGCAUCUUCACUAUCACGCUCAUUCACAUUCGGGCCAUCAUCGGCAUCUCCUCCAGUAACUCACCUUAGCAAGAAGAAACAAAGCCCAGCCGAGAGCCCGAGCGUGGUAACUGUUCAAGCGCCCUUUUCUGAUACCGAAAGCGAUCAGCCUCCUCCCAAGAUCAUGAAGCCUGCCGCACGGUUCAAAGUCACUUUCAAAAAUCAAAGUGAAUUUGAUGGCGACGAGUCUACACCAGGCUAUUGCCUUCUAGACCGAAGCAAAGAGUGGCUUUGGAAAUCGUACCGUGCUGCGUAUUCCGAUAUAUUGUCGAUGUGGGAUCUGCCUAUCCAACAAGCCGAGGUCCUCAAGAUUGGCGAGGUGGCCGACGAUAUAGAUGACAUGCACAUGAGCCAUUAUUGGAACAGCAACGGUUCCAAGAUGUCCCCACUUCGUGAAUCGACAAAGCGUGAUGCCAUGGAAGGUCUCGAGGGUCUUGAUUUCCAACGUCACUGUGCGAAUUGCGGUCAUGCCUUGCAAACCUCCAUUUUUGCUCCGACGCCCGUGGCUCCCGAUACACCAUCCAAGCACAAUCGUCAGACUUCAUUCCGCCGUUGUUCGAACUGCAAUCCUCGACAAGCACUACCCACCAAGCUUCCUUGUGUGAUCUGUCGUGAGGUUGUGGAUGGAAUGCUGGUACCAUGUCUCAGCUGUGGCCACGUGAGCUGUUUCGACUGUCACCAACGCUGGUUCCUUCCACCUGCUGAUCUCAAAAACCCUGCCGACUUCCCUCCUCCACCUUGUCCAAGCGGAUGUGGCUGCAACUGCUUUGAACAUGUCACAGCUGCUGUGCCGAUGCCGGCGUGGGAGCCAACCUCUCCCAACCCGACAGAAACUCCUGCUGGUCCCACUCAGACACUCGCUCAAGAAAAGCGUCACCGUCGUCGGCAGUCUGAACCUGCAGGAAACAAUAAUUCGGGUCGAAGUACGCCCACCGUGAAAACGGCCCUGGGUCAACAAGAAAAUGAAUUGGAUAUGUUCCAAACCUCUUCACCUUUUGCAUCUCUCGCACGAGGUAUGGGCGGUGGACUCAGCCAGGGUCUACGCUCGAAGGAGGAGCACCGGAGAAAGAAUCGCUCCGUAGCGAUCGCCAUGCCCAAGCGGAAAUAA